GUUGAUUUUUAGGGUUUUAAAACUCAGAAUCACCUUAAACACCAAAACAACACGACAGAGGUUCGGAGAGAGGCUCAGAGGAUAACAGCAUGACAGUGGUAGACAGGCUCGGAGGACGCGGCGGAAACGGGAGGUACCAGAACGGAAGGGAAAGUCGGAGGUGAAGCAGCAGGUAAAAGUGACACUUACAGGCGCAGAAACCUGCUGCUCUGCGGGGACAAGAGAAGACUGAAGCCGGGGACAAGAGGAGACUGAAGCCGGGGACAAGAGAAGACUGAAGCCGGGGACAAGAGAAGAUUGAAGCCGGGGACAAGAGAAGAUUGAAGCCGGGGACAAGAGAAGAUUGAAGCCGCCGGGCAGAGGUGCUCGUCCCUGGGGAGAGGACAGACAGGCGGACAAGUCACUCUCCUGGAGAGUCUGAGACAUCAUCAGGAUCUCUGAAUGAAUGAGUGCAUGCAAGGACUAAACCAGGACUAAACCAGGACUAAACCAGGACUAAACCAGGACUAAACCAGGACUAAACCAGGACUAAACCAGGACUAAACCAGGACUAAACCAGGACUAAACCAGGACUAAACCAGGACUAUACUUACCACCUUACUACUUACUAUACCACCUCUAUUCUAAAAUGAAAUCAAAGUAAACAAAGACUCUUUUUUUCCACAGUAAACUUUGGCCUGGAUGCUUUUAAACCCAGAAAAAACCAGGUCUAAACUGGGUCCAGACCUGGACUAAACCCAGACUCCACAGGGCAGUGGCAGAGUGGUUAGCUUCGGAGGUCCUGGAUGGAUGGCGUUUCCCGUGCAUUACCUGUGGCGUGCGUUGCGCACGCUGGGGCUAGUGCUGCUUUAUUACAUCUUCUCCAUCGGCAUCACCUUUUACAACAAAUGGCUCAUGAAGGACUUUCAUUACCCUCUCUUCAUGACCCUGGUGCAUCUGUCCAUCAUCUUUGUUCUGUCAGCAUUGACGCGCAGAGUCCUUCUGUAUGCUACUGGGAAACCCCGCGUGGUGCUGGGCUGGAGAGACUACCUGUGCAAGGCUGCGCCCACAGCGGUUGCCACGGCGCUGGACAUUGGCCUGUCCAACUGGAGCUUCCUCUUCAUCACCAUCAGUUUGUACACUAUGACCAAGUCCUCCGCGGUGCUCUUCAUCCUCCUCUUCUCUCUCCUCUUCAAACUCGAGGAACCCAAUCCGUUCCUCCUCCUCGUGGUCCUCCUCAUCUCUGUGGGCCUCUUCAUGUUCACGUAUAAGUCGACUCAGUUUAACCUGGAGGGGUUCCUCAUGGUGCUUUUGGCCUCGUUCAUAGGGGGGAUCCGCUGGACCCUCACCCAGCUGCUCAUGCAGAAGGCCGAGCUCGGGCUGCAGAACCCAAUCGACGCCAUGUUCCACCUGCAGCCAAUCAUGUUCCUCGGACUGUUCCCUCUGUUCUUGUUCAACGAAGCUGUGAGCCUAAGCAGUUCGUCACGGCUGUUCCGGGUGACUCACCUCUCCCCCCUGCUCUCCUCCCUCCUCUCCCUCUCUGUGGGGGGGGUUCUUGCCUUCGGUCUGGGUUUCUCAGAGUUCCUGCUGGUUUCUCGGACGUCCAGCCUCACACUCUCCAUCUCAGGGAUCUUUAAGGAGGUCUGCACUCUGCUGUUGGCAGCACGGCUCAUGGGAGACCAGAUGAGUUCUGUGAACUGGCUCGGCUUCGCUGUUUGUCUCAGUGGUAUCUCUCUGCACGUUGCUCUCAAGGUUUACUACUCCAAAAAUAAAGGAGUGUCAGUGCGACAGUUGAGCAGCAGGAGCCCAGAGCUGGAGCUGCCUCUGCUGCAGAGCGGAGAACAAACCAACCAACUGGACUGUGAGGAAGACUACACCGACAGAGAGGAAGAGAUCAUCACACACUGACGAAGAGGAGGAGAGAGAGGGGGAGGGAGGGAAUGAAGAAGAGAGUCAGCUACAACACUAACAACUAUAGUGUGGUGGAGAGAGAGAAUAAAGGGGUAAUGCUUUAAAGAGGAGAAAGAAAGAAUAAGGCUUUAUUGAGGAGGACAGAGGGAGGAAGAGCCGGUACUAUGAGUGUGUGUCUCUCUCUGUUGGUGACAGUGGGAAGUGAUCCGAAGUCUGCACAAACUCAGAAGAUUUUCACUUUGAGCUCGAUUUUAAAUCCCAGACUGGAACUGAACUUCACUGGGUCCCUAGCCGGGUCCCAACCUCUCCAACAUAAAAGGGACACGAGUCUAACACCUGAUCUAAAGUUCCUGUGCCUGAUUUUUUAUUUUUUUUAAAGGGAACUAGUUCAGUUUAAAUGGAUUGCAGUGGUCCAACAUUAGUCCUCAUUUAUGUUACCUAGGACCAAACCAGGACUGAACCAGGACUGAACCAGGACUGAACCAGGACUGAACCAGGACUGAACCAGGACUGAACCCGGACCGAACCCGGACCGAACCCGGACCGAACCCGGACCGAACCCGGACCAAACCAGGACCGAACCCGGACCAAACCCGGACCAAACCAGGACCAAACCAGGACCAAACCAGGACCAAACCAGGACCAAACCAGGACCAAACCAGGACCAAUCCAUGACAUUCCAGUGAAAUUCCGAUUCAUUUUUCCCAGAGAUUCUUAAUAAUUUACAAAACUCAUAAAAGAGCUGCAAGAGUUCUGACAAUCAAAUUUUUACUUUGACAACUGUCGGAUAUCAAGGAAGUCUAUGAUGUCACUGCAUCAGAUGCCCUCCAUGUGUGUCAGGUGACCUACGAACCUUUAACUUUUAUAGCUUUUACCACAGUUGUUUCUGUGAACCAACGGUCUCUCAGUUUGCAAGCCACUAGAGGGUUGCUGGUUCAAACCUAAACCAAAGUGUUUACUGUUUUGUGUCCCUGGGCAAGAUACUUCACAGUCCAACCCCGCACUGCAAAAAGGAGGUCCAUUUUGUGUGUGAAAGGGCAUGUCACUUUGGACGGAAAUAAAGGGUUUAAUGUUUAAAUAUGUAAGAAUAAUGUCACAAUGAUGUCACUCACAGACAUGUAAAA
Periophthalmus magnuspinnatus is the source of this 3014-nucleotide messenger RNA. It is a transcript of the gene slc35h1, whose product is annotated as solute carrier family 35 member C2. The transcript is spliced from 9 exons. Gene Ontology annotation, cellular component: Golgi apparatus; cis-Golgi network; endoplasmic reticulum-Golgi intermediate compartment. Gene Ontology annotation, biological process: UDP-glucose transmembrane transport. NCBI's taxonomy places the organism in Eukaryota, Metazoa, Chordata, Actinopteri, Gobiiformes, Gobiidae. Bases 790 to 1887 code for a protein of 365 amino acids. The record is from RefSeq and is a predicted model, not a curated record. Gene Ontology annotation, molecular function: antiporter activity.